Molecule: messenger RNA, 857 nt
Organism: Suricata suricatta (meerkat)
Lineage: Eukaryota; Metazoa; Chordata; Mammalia; Carnivora; Herpestidae
Gene: WASHC3
Product: WASH complex subunit 3
Exons: 7
Coding region: 105-686 (193 amino acids)
Biological process (GO): actin filament polymerization; exocytosis
Cellular component (GO): WASH complex
Source: RefSeq, a predicted model, not a curated record
GAGGCGGGGACUAGGGGGAGGUGUUUGAACAUUAUUACCGGGUUGGGCGGGCCCGUCUGGGAGGGAUUUGUGGGCGAGCCCUGGGUCCCCCGCCCGCUUCGGAGAUGGAUGAGGACGGGCUUCCUCUCAUGGGGUCAGGCAUAGACCUGACCAAGGUGCCAGCUAUUCAACAGAAAAGAACGGUGGCAUUUCUAAACCAAUUUGUGGUGCACACUGUAAAGUUCCUCAACCGCUUUUCUACAGUUUGUGAGGAGAAACUGUCAGACCUUUCUCUUCGUAUCCAGCAAAUUGAAACAACUCUCAAUAUUUUAGAUGCAAAGUUGUCCUCUAUCCCAGGCCUAGAUGAUAUCACAUUUGAAGUUUCUCCUGUAAAUGCCACUGGUAUCACCAAUGAAUCACAUUCUGAAACCACUUCAGAGAAAUCACAGAACAGUUUACAAGACUCUGGACCACAGGAAAGUGAAGUAACACCAGAAAAUAUCUUAACUGUAGCCAAGGACCCAAGAUAUGCCAGAUAUCUCAAAAUGGUUCAAGUGGGUGUUCCAGUGAUGGCAAUAAGAAACAAAAUGAUAUCAGAAGGACUAGACCCAGAUCUUCUUGAGAGGCCAGACGCUCCAGUGCCUGAUGGUGAAGGUGAAAAAAAUACAGAAGAAAGUUCAGAUAGUGAAUCUUCUUUUAGUGACUAAGCUUAAUUUGAUAACAGUUACAUAUACACGUGUGGGUAUAUAUUUACAUUCUAUAAGACAGCCUGAACUUGAACUCUUAGUCGUAAAAACAUCAAAUGGCCAUAUAACAACCACCAAACUCCCUCUAUGUUAAAAAAUAAAAUAAAAUAAAGCGUUUAUAAUCUGGCAGAA